AACGAUUGCUGGUCCUUUACAACCUCCAUCUAAGGGCGUCCAACGUGGGCCUCAGGUACUUGCUGAAGUCAAGAUGGCAUCCAUGGAUGCCACAACACCGCCAACACCGCUUUCCCAUCGAUUUACUCUGGAGCUAGAAUUUGUGCUGUGCCUUGCCAAUCCUCACUACCUUCAAUAUUUGGCAGUAAAUUAUCCUCAUCUCCUGAACAAGCCAGCAGCAAGCCACAAUAGCUCGGACUUUGAAGACUCUGAUGCGGCUCGAUUUGCACGGUACCUGAGAUAUCUCUACGGAUACUGGCGCACACCACAAUAUGCCAAAUAUUUGACCCAUCCUGGGGCUACUUUGAGGAAUUUGGAACUCCUUCAGCAAGAAAAAUUCUGCAAGGACAUGAUCAGACCUGAUGUCAUCGCCAAAUUGUUCGAGACAGAGGUCUGUCAGCCUGCGCAGCAAGCUGAAACUGCAGACUCUAUCCAGCCGAAUCUUCCUACAGAGCCGGGCCAAGCUGUCGGCUGAUGAAUUGACGUCUAACGGCCAAGCAACAAGUCACUGUCUUCUACUCGUAGCUUCACCCCAUGUCAAUGGCUGGUGUCGCCAAUACGCCUACGGAUUACGCAGUCUCUCUUGGAGGGGUUUGUGUUAUAGUCUUCAUUCGCCAGACUUGGCUCGACUCGAGACAAGUUUUGCCGCAAGUUGAGACGGGAACCACAAAUUGCUGAGAAAUCAGUUCCGAACGAGGGGAAUUGUGCACGAGAGGCAGGACUCAGGUGCUGGCUUGUGCACACAGUCAGACGGUGCUUCCGGGCUAAGAUUUCUGCCGACCAUCAGGUCAACCAAUGCUGGGGAUAUAAGCCGUACUGCGGCCAAUAUCGCUGAAUGCGCAAGAUUUUGAGCUGUAAAGGCUCUAGCGACCUGAAUCUCCCGUGGAGACCAUAGGAGGUGGUUGCCAUCUCUGGCCAUUCGUGCCCAGCGUUGUGUCUUCUUGAAAGUCCGUGUCUGCUACGGGCAAUACAGAUAGAUGCAUGAGAUGUCGGGUAUGCACUCGUUUUCUAGGGAUCAAAUUUAGUGGGCGAGAUGCCGAAUAUAGUUUACUGAACUCGUGCUCAACCACCGUGAUAGAGUUGUCCAGGC
This is a messenger RNA of Exophiala xenobiotica, 1129 nucleotides long. RefSeq lists its product as uncharacterized. Bases 74 to 514 code for a protein of 146 amino acids. Gene Ontology annotation, biological process: regulation of transcription by RNA polymerase II. Gene Ontology annotation, molecular function: transcription coregulator activity. Gene Ontology annotation, cellular component: core mediator complex; mediator complex. The record is from RefSeq and is a predicted model, not a curated record. NCBI's taxonomy places the organism in Eukaryota, Fungi, Ascomycota, Eurotiomycetes, Chaetothyriales, Herpotrichiellaceae. The transcript has a single exon.